This is a messenger RNA of Phlebotomus argentipes, 1958 nucleotides long. It is a transcript of the gene Cdk7, whose product is annotated as cyclin-dependent kinase 7. Gene Ontology annotation, cellular component: transcription factor TFIIH holo complex; cytoplasm; transcription factor TFIIK complex. Gene Ontology annotation, biological process: positive regulation of transcription by RNA polymerase II; protein phosphorylation. NCBI's taxonomy places the organism in Eukaryota, Metazoa, Arthropoda, Insecta, Diptera, Psychodidae. The record is from RefSeq and is a predicted model, not a curated record. The coding region runs from base 111 to 1130 and encodes 339 amino acids. The transcript has 2 exons. Gene Ontology annotation, molecular function: ATP binding; cyclin-dependent protein serine/threonine kinase activity; RNA polymerase II CTD heptapeptide repeat kinase activity.
CUUGUCGUCCGGGAGCAUCGCAUAUCCGCAUGUUGAUGUUCUUGAGAAACUGCCACAGCUUCCUAUAAAUUGCAGAUCUUGUGUGAUUAGAGGUGUUUUAGGUAAUUGCAAUGGAGGUGAGGCAGAAUAAGUAUGAGAAAUUGGACUUUCUGGGCGAGGGUCAGUUCGCCACAGUGUACAAGGCACGCGAUGUGGACACUGAUCGCAUAGUGGCUGUGAAGAAGAUCAAGAUUGGCAGUCGCGAGGAGGCGCAGGAUGGCAUCAACAGGACGGCCUUGAGGGAGAUUAAGCUUCUCCUGGAAUUACACCAUGAGAACGUGAUCGGAUUGCUCGACGUCUUUGGCCACAAGUCCAACGUAUCCCUCGUGUUCGACUUCAUGGACACAGACCUGGAGGUGAUCAUCAAGGAUACGGGAAUCAUGCUCACGCCGGCCCAUGUGAAGGCAUACAUGAUCAUGACACUGCGCGGCCUGGAGUAUCUGCACGAGAAUUGGAUCCUUCAUCGAGAUCUGAAGCCCAACAAUCUACUGGUGAAUGCGGAUGGCGUGCUGAAGAUUGGCGAUUUCGGUCUGGCCAAGUUCUUUGGCUCGCCCAAUCGAAUAAACACCCAUCAAGUGGUCACGCGGUGGUACCGGUGUCCGGAACUGCUGUUUGGCGCCCGGCAGUACGGCACUGGCGUGGACAUCUGGGCAGUGGGAUGCAUUCUGGCGGAAUUGCUGCUGCGCAUCCCCUUCCUGCCCGGCGACACCGACCUGGAUCAGCUCUCGAAGAUCUUCCAAGCUCUGGGGACACCCACUGAGGAGAACUGGCCCUCCGUCAACACACUCCCGGACUUCAUGCAGUUCAAACCGAUGCCCGGGACGCCGCUGAGGCACAUUUUCACGGCCGCGGCGGAUGAUUUGCUGGAUCUGGCCGAGAAGCUGCUCGCUCUGUGCCCGGCCAACCGAUGCACGUGCACAGAAGCUCUGCAAAUGCCUUACUUCACCAACAAACCCGCUCCCACGGUGGGAUCCAAGCUGCCCCUGCCGACCUCACUCACGCAGAAGACCGCCGAUGAGAAGCCCAACCUCAAGCGGAAGCUCGCCAGUUCAGUCACUGAAGGCAGCGUCCCGAAGAGGCUCCAAUUUUGACGACAAUACGCUUAAAACCAGUGAUUAUUCUUGCUAUACGGAAAUUUAUAGAGAUGAUCAUUUGGAGAAUUGCUGUUCUCAUAGUAUUCCACAUUGAUACUGUUUCAGGAGAAAAAAAUAAAACAUUCUUACUUCUUGGACAUGUUUUUUUUUAUCCACCAGAAAAUCUCUGUUACAAAAAAACAGGUAUAAUAAAAAAUAAACAGAGAAAAAGAGCAGUAAAUUGUUUAAGUACCACUUUCAGUGCAUUCAGAUAUCUCUUAAGUAUUUUACGUUAUCAUCUAAAAUAUCUAAAUUUACCUAUAAGUAGUAUAUUUCUUUUAUUUGGUUCGGCAUCUAAUUUGAUUCUCUUGUCAUUUAUCUCCAUUUCCUCCUUCACUUGUUAAAAAGCUACUAUUUCUUCAUAAAUUCACUUUACAUAUUGGAUCGUUCCUGACAUGAAAACAUGGUGCAAUGUUUCAUAAAUACACUUCUUGAUUUUUUUUUUAAUUACUCAUGGGGUUUUUUGCAGGGCUAAUUUACGAUGCGUAAUAUAGUAACUUUCAAUAGACUCUCCUACAGAUAUUCCUUGCAACUUCAUUAGUUAAUUGGUAACAUGGAUUAGAGGGGCGCAUUUUGCACAAAAAAUCGAGAGAUAUUAGCUCAAAAUUGGCUGCUAUUUUGACCUCAAUCGCACCCCGCCUGGUAUAUAAAUAUCCUUUUUUUUUGUAAUAAAGAAAAGAAAUUUCAUCAACAUUCAUAGAGAUUCUCUAAACAUGCUCUUCUUAAUUUUUGCUUCAAUAAAUAUUCUCUCACUUUCUCACGAUGCGCAUUUUCGCUAAAAGGCCA